GGGAAGGACCUCCUGGCAGGGAUCUGGCAGCAGCAUAAGACGAAUGAGACUUCAUGAUGGCUGAAUACCACAUCCGCGCUUUCGAGGACAGAGACCACGAGGCAGUGCGCACCAUCUUCUCCGACGGCGCGGCUGAGUAUGUUCCAGUCGGCUGUUGGCAUGUUCUCCGGUGCCCUCAGAUCCACCUGCAGCUGUUGGCCGUCUUCCUCGUGGCUUAUGUGGUCUCAGCUUCUUUCCUCUUCUCCUGCGGAGUGGUGGCAACCUUUUGGGUAACGGGAUGGAUGCGCAUGAAGGGCGUGUGGGCCGAGUACACCCAAGCUGCGCUCGUCAGAGACAUGCUGGACAUCCGGAAAACCUACCUGGAACCCAAAGACUGUUGCCUUUGGGUGGCAACGUCCGGAGAGGAAGUGGUAGGGAUGGUGGCCGCUGUUCACCCAGAAGACCCGUCGCAGUGGGGCAAGGCGCUGGAGUUGAAGCGCAUGUCGGUGGCCAAGGGACACAGGGGCCGUGGGCUCUCCAAGGCGCUGACCAGGACCGUCAUCUGCUUUGCCCAGGAGCGAGGGUACAAGGGGGUGGUCCUGAGCACUUCCAUGUUGCAGUAUGCGGCUCAGCGUGUCUACGAGGGAAUGGGCUUCCGGAAGGUCAAAGCGGAGAGCCCCUCUCUUUUGGCGAAGCUGCUGCAGUUCCACAUGUACUACUAUCACUACGAGAUUGCUGGGUCACAUUGAUGACUUUCUCCAGAAAGGAAUCUGGAAGAUUCUCCAGCAGGUGCUGGGCUGCAGCUGUGGCUCAGCGGCAGAGCGUUUGCUUGGCUUGCAGGAAAAGCCCCUGGUUCGAUCCUCAUCAUCUCAUAGAAUCAUAGAGCUGGAAGGGCCAAACUUGGCUGCCUAGUCCAAACCCCUGCUCAGUACAGGUAGAGUAGGGGUGGCCAACCUAUGGUGCUCCAGAUGUCCAUGGACUACAAUUCCCAUGAGCCCCUGCCAGCAACUCUGGCCCUCCAAAUAUUAAUGGACUACAAUUCCCAUCAACCUCUGCCAGAUGAGAAUUGUAGUCCAUGAACAUCUAGAGGAUCAUAGAUUGGAGACCCCUGUUUUGGAACAUCUUGACCUUUAAAUUUGCUGUAAGCUAGUCUGUUCCUCUGUGAGUGCUGCUAUAAAUGUAUAUUUUAAGAGGAAGAAAGAAGCAUUCUCCUUGCCCUUGAAGGACUAAGCCAGUGAUGGCGAACCUU
Molecule: messenger RNA, 1228 nt
Organism: Sphaerodactylus townsendi
Lineage: Eukaryota; Metazoa; Chordata; Lepidosauria; Squamata; Sphaerodactylidae
Product: N-acetyltransferase family 8 member 3-like
Exons: 2
Coding region: 54-728 (224 amino acids)
Molecular function (GO): N-acetyltransferase activity
Source: RefSeq, a predicted model, not a curated record